AUGGGAACAGAGAGGAAGAGGAAGGUGAGCUUGUUCGACGUGGUUGACGAGGCAGCGGUCUCGGCAAAGAAGUCCAACGGUGCCUUGGCCGACACGGCGGUAUCGACAAUAAACAAAUGGAAUGGAAGGCCCUAUUCGCAGAGAUAUUACGAGAUUCUGGAGAAGAGGAAGACCCUCCCAGUGUGGCACCAGAAAGAGGAGUUCUUGCAGGCUCUCAAGGAAAAUCAAGCUCUAAUUCUAGUUGGUGAAACUGGUAGUGGUAAAACCACUCAGAUUCCUCAGUUUGUUCUUGACGCAAUAGAGAUAGAGACCCCAGACAAGCGUAGGAAGUUCAUGGUUGGAUGCACCCAGCCUAGGAGGGUGGCUGCAAUGUCUGUUUCGCGCCGAGUCGCCGAAGAAAUGGAUGUAACUAUUGGAGAGGAAGUAGGUUAUAGUAUUCGGUUUGAGGACUGCAGCAGUGCUAGAACAGUUCUAAAGUACUUAACCGAUGGUAUGCUUUUGAGAGAAGCCAUGACAGAUCCGCUCUUGGAGAGAUACAAAGUGAUAAUUCUUGAUGAAGCUCACGAGAGAACUUUGGCAACAGAUGUUUUGUUUGGGCUUCUGAAGGAAGUGUUGAAAAAUAGGCCAGACCUGAAACUAGUUGUGAUGAGUGCUACACUUGAGGCCGAAAAGUUUCAGGGUUACUUUAGUAGUGCACCACUCAUGAAAGUCCCUGGAAGGCUUCACCCGGUGGAGAUAUUUUACACCCAGGAUCCGGAAAGGGAUUACCUGGAAGCAGCCAUACGCACUGUUGUACAGAUUCACAUGUGUGAACCUCCUGGUGAUAUACUUGUCUUUCUUACUGGAGAAGAGGAGAUUGAAGAUGCAUGUCGCAAGAUAACGAAAGAAACAGGUAACAUGGGAGACCAGGUGGGUCCUGUUAAAGUAGUUCCUCUGUACUCCACACUUCCUCCAGCUAUGCAGCAGAAGAUUUUUGAAUCUGCUCCACCACCUGCAGUGGAGGGUGGUCCUGCCGGAAGGAAGAUAGUUGUAUCAACAAAUAUUGCGGAAACAUCUUUAACCAUUGAUGGCAUAGUAUAUGUUAUUGAUCCAGGGUUCGCAAAGCAAAAGGUUUAUAACCCAAGAAUUCGUGUUGAGUCUCUUUUGGUAUCUCCUAUAUCAAAGGCAAGUGCUCACCAACGAUCAGGACGUGCUGGAAGAACACAACCAGGAAAAUGUUUCAGGCUAUACACUGAAAAGAGUUUUCAUAAUGAUCUCCAACCACAGACCUAUCCAGAGAUAUUGCGGUCCAAUCUUGCUAACACAGUCCUUACGUUGAAGAAACUGGGAAUAGAUGACCUGGUCCAUUUUGAUUUUAUGGAUCCACCUGCUCCAGAAACACUGAUGAGAGCUUUGGAGGUCUUGAAUUACCUUGGAGCUUUGGAUGAUGAUGGGAACAUGACCAAGUUGGGUGAAAUUAUGAGUGAACUUCCACUGGAUCCUCAGAUGGCAAAAAUGCUUGUUGUUAGCCCUGAAUUCAACUGUUCAAAUGAAAUCCUUUCUAUAUCUGCUAUGCUUUCAGUACCCAAUUGCUUUGUCCGGCCUAGGGAGGCCCAAAAAGCUGCAGAUGAAGCCAAAGCUCGGUUCGGUCACAUUGAUGGGGAUCAUCUUACACUCUUGAAUGUGUAUCAUGCGUACAAACAAAAUAAGGAGGAUCCACAAUGGUGUUACGAGAACUUUGUCAAUCAUAGAGCAUUGAAAUCUGCAGAUAAUGUUAGACAGCAGCUAGCUCGCAUUAUGGCCAGGUUCAACCUCAAGCUAUGCAGCACAGAUUUCAACAGCCGUGAUUACUACGUCAACAUUAGAAAGGCUAUGCUAGCUGGAUAUUUCAUGCAGGUUGCCCAUCUAGAGCGGACCGGGCACUAUCUUACUGUGAAAGACAAUCAAGUUGUUCACUUGCAUCCUUCAAAUUGCUUGGACCAUAAGCCAGAGUGGGUUAUCUACAAUGAAUACGUCUUAACAAGCAGAAAUUUCAUCCGUACAGUAACUGAUAUUCGUGGUGAAUGGUUGAUUGACAUAGCCCCUCAUUACUAUGAUUUGACAAACUUCCCCAACUGUGAAGCAAAGCGGCAACUUGAGAAGCUGUAUAAGAAACGGGAGAAUGUGAGGGAGAGCAAGAAUAAAAAGUGA
Molecule: messenger RNA, 2169 nt
Organism: Fraxinus pennsylvanica
Lineage: Eukaryota; Viridiplantae; Streptophyta; Magnoliopsida; Lamiales; Oleaceae
Source: the annotation of a GenBank genome assembly